This is a messenger RNA of Lodderomyces jiufengensis, 1710 nucleotides long. RefSeq names its product E3 ubiquitin-protein ligase. Gene Ontology annotation, biological process: ubiquitin-dependent protein catabolic process; positive regulation of proteasomal ubiquitin-dependent protein catabolic process; protein polyubiquitination. Gene Ontology annotation, molecular function: zinc ion binding; ubiquitin conjugating enzyme binding; ubiquitin protein ligase activity. The record is from RefSeq and is a predicted model, not a curated record. Gene Ontology annotation, cellular component: ubiquitin ligase complex; cytoplasm. The coding region runs from base 1 to 1710 and encodes 569 amino acids. NCBI's taxonomy places the organism in Eukaryota, Fungi, Ascomycota, Pichiomycetes, Serinales, Debaryomycetaceae. The transcript has a single exon.
AUGUCAUCAGAUAGUGAACUAUCAUUUGAAUAUGAAGAAGAUGAAAAUGGAGAAGUAGAAGAUAAUGAAACUUCAGAUAUAUCAUUUGAUUCAGAUGAUGAUGAAGAAGGAGAUAAUUAUUAUGAAGAUGAGAUAUUUGAUAAGAAUAAUGAAAAAUCAUCUGAUACCCCGUCAUCAAAAAUUAUGGAUGAUUCAAUAAAUGUUGGAUGUAAUGGAACUUUAUAUCUACCUUGGAGUUUAGAACAUUUUAUACAAACUCAUUUUUUACAAUCAUUAAAAAAAUUAAAAAAUGUUCAAUUAGGUGAAUGUACUGAUGAUGAUUUAUUAAUAAUGUUACAAUAUAAAAAAUGGCAAUCCGAUGAAGUAUUAGAUUCAUAUUUUGGUAACAAACAAAAAUUCUUAGAACAAUGUGGUUUACCUAUAAUUGGUAAAUCAAAUAAUAAAUUUGAAAAAAUAAAAGAUUUUACGUGUUUUAUUUGUUGUGAAAAUUAUGAUGAAGCUCAAGUUUAUUCAUUAACUUGUGAUCAUAAAUAUUGUAUUGAAUGUUAUUAUAGAUAUAUAUUAAAUGAAGUUAAUAAUGGUCAAUUAAUUACUUGUAUGGAACCUGAUUGUAAAUUAUCAAUACCACAUCAGAAUAUAGCAUAUAUGAUAGCAUUGAUGGAAGCUGAACAUUCAUUAAUUAUAGCAGAAAAACCUAUUGAUGAAAAUCCUUUAUUUAUAUCAUCAGCAAGAGAAUGGAUUAAUUCAAGAACAAAUUUUAGAUGGUGUCCCGCAACUGAUUGUAAAGGAUUUACCGAAGUUAUUAAAUCACCAACAUCAACCUCAUCAAGUCAAUCACAACACACCAAAGACAAACCAAAUCAAUCUAUAGAUAUAACAAAAGUUCCAAUAGUAGGUUGUACAGAACGUCAUGAAUUUUGUUUUGAAUGUAAUUAUGAAAAUCAUUUACCAUGUCCUUGUUGGUUAGUUAAAAAAUGGAUUAAAAAAUGUGCUGAUGAUUCAGAAACUGCUCAUUGGAUUGAUGCUCAUACCCAUUCAUGUCCUAAAUGUCAUACAUCAAUUGAAAAAAAUGGUGGUUGUAAUCAUAUGACAUGUAGAAAAUGUAAACAUGAAUUUUGUUGGAUUUGUUUUGGAGAUUGGAAACAACAUAAUAAUAAUUAUUCAUGUAAUAGAUUUAAAGAUGAAAGAGCAGAAGAAGAAAUUAGAAAAAAUAAAAGUAGACAAACUUUAGAAAGAUAUUUACAUUUUUAUAAAAGAUAUUCUAUACAUGAAUCUUCAAUGAAAGGUGAUCAAAAAACUUUAAAAAAAAUUGAUGAUGUUACAAAAUUAUAUAUGGAAGAUCGAAGAAAAAAAAAUGAAGAACAUUUAUCAUGGAAUGAUGUACAAUUUUUACCAGAUGCAAUGAGAGCUUUACAAAAUGGUAGAAAAACUUUAAAAUGGACUUAUUGUUUUGCAUUUUAUUUAGAUAAAUCAAAUUUUUCACAAAUAUUUGAAACAAAUCAAGAUUUUUUAAAUAAAACAGUUGAAGAUUUAUCUGAAAUUUUUGAAAAAAUUAUUGCAAUUAAUAAACCAGAUAAAGUUGGUACAAUUUUAGAAAAUAAAAUAAAAAUUAUUAAUUUAGCUGAAUUAGUAAAUCAAAGAAGAAAAACUUUAAUUAAAUCUGCUGAAGAAAAUUUAUUACAUGGUUUACUUUCUUUUGACUUAGCAUGA